AUGGAAUCUCGUCUUUCAGAAAUUGAACCUAAAAACCUCAUAGAUCUAGCACAUUUUGGAAUUUGUGUCAACAGGGCAUCAGUAAUUGCAGCCUCCAUUGGAAAAUGUUCCAUCAGUGUUUAUACUUCAAGUUCUUUUUCACCUCUGCAUCCAUCAGAAAUAAAUUUGAUAAGAUUAAAAGACUGCAAGAGAGGCAUUGUGUCACAUCUGUUGAAAAAUGGGAUUCGAUCUGGUGUGAAAGGAGAGGCUGAUGUGUUCAGUGAAGCAGACCUAACAUGCAAGCGCGUGGGACUCUUCACUAUUGAAGAAGCAUUUACGGUAUGUCCCUAUCACAGAGACUUUCUUGGUGUACACUGGCGUCCCAAGACAUCUUGUCAGUAUCCUGACCACCAGGGAAAUGCCAAGCCAUAUCGGAGUUUCAACUCUCUUAUGUCUAAGCGGAUGGUUUCCGAGUUUGGUACUUUUGUGCCUAUAGGUUCUGGAAUAUGCAGAAAAUGUCACGGAGAUUAUUUGAAUCUUCCUUCAUCAGGUAUGAUAGAAGAGGUUGAAGUUCCCAUGGAAGAUAACCACAGAAAUGAAGAGGCAAAUGUUGCAACCUCUAUAUAUCCAAAACCAGCAGUCUGCAUGUACUGA
This is a messenger RNA of Saccostrea echinata, 633 nucleotides long. RefSeq lists its product as uncharacterized. NCBI's taxonomy places the organism in Eukaryota, Metazoa, Mollusca, Bivalvia, Ostreida, Ostreidae. The record is from RefSeq and is a predicted model, not a curated record. The transcript is spliced from 4 exons. The coding region runs from base 1 to 633 and encodes 210 amino acids.